Molecule: messenger RNA, 5804 nt
Organism: Syngnathus acus (greater pipefish)
Lineage: Eukaryota; Metazoa; Chordata; Actinopteri; Syngnathiformes; Syngnathidae
Product: AT-rich interactive domain-containing protein 3B-like
Exons: 9
Coding region: 315-2147 (610 amino acids)
Biological process (GO): regulation of transcription by RNA polymerase II
Cellular component (GO): nucleus
Molecular function (GO): DNA binding
Source: RefSeq, a predicted model, not a curated record
UACUUGUGCCACCGUGUUUACUUGGGGUGUCAUUUAGAAAGAAGGGGGGGUCGGGGGCGUGGCUCGUGAUAUAAUAAUUAAAAUAAAAGUAGGGUGCGAAAGGGUCAUGUUCCAUUCAUAUUGAGUGAAAAGAGGAGAAAGAAGCGGAGCAAAUAAGAGCUUUUAGCGCCUUUUGCUGCUAGUGUGAAUCGUGAGUACAUUGCCCCCUCCCCUCCUCUCUUUCCGCCCCGGACGUGCGCGUACUCGUCUGCUGGCGUGCGCGUGUGUUUACAAGUGAGUUUGAACGAGUGCCAGCAGCGAGGCAAUCGGGAGGCAUGGUGGACAACUCCAGCAGUAGUAAGGCGCAAAUGCCCAGCAUGUCUCAGGAGCCCGGUGUAGCCUUUCCUCAGAACACCUCCACAGGGGGGAUGAAGCUGGAAGCGGUGAUGGAGCAACUUCAGCGCCAGCAGCAAGCCCGGUUGGAGAUGGAGCGCAAGGAGAGGAAGCUGCGUGAGGCCCACAUCAUGUACGCUCAGCAGCUGGCCGCUCAGCAGGCCAUCCUGGCAGCGGCCCGGACGCCGGGGCCCAACUUCAUGGGCAAGGGCCUGGCCGGAGUGGUGCCGCCUCCGCCUCCGCCACCGCCCCGCGUGACCAAUCAGAGCAGCGUAGACUCUGAGAAAGAGGACGAUGAGGACCGGGGCCGCGACUCGGCCGAGGAGGACGACGACGACAAUGAGAUGAUGGAUGGCGAUGAGCGUAGCGACGAGGACGGCGAGAGCGGAGGCGGUGCCGGCGGCCUUGAAUUCCUCCGUAAGCAGACGCUGGCGCUGCAGCAGAGCGCCGCCCGCAUGCCGCCCGCCCGACCUUACGGCAGCUUUGCGGCGUCGGCCCCGCAGAGGGCGCCGUCCCCGCCCGUCCGGGUCAAGCAGGAGCCCGAUGAGGACUUGUCGCCGGCGGGCGCUCACCCGGCAGCCUCCCCCAACGGCCAGUCCGACUGGAGCUUCGACGAGCACUUCAGACAGAACGGAAGCGCAAGCUGGGCGGACGAGGCGGACAGUAGCAGAGGACGAGGAGAAGCCUCCAGAGACUUUGCCAAGUUGUACGAGCUGGAUAACGACCCCAAAAGGAAGGAGUUCUUGGAUGAUCUCUUUACCUUCAUGCAGAAAAGAGGCACGCCGGUCAACCGUAUUCCCAUCAUGGCCAAGCAAGUGCUGGAUCUGUACAUGCUCUACAAACUGGUGACGGAGAAGGGAGGCCUGGUGGAGGUCAUCAACAAGAAGAUCUGGAGGGAGAUCACCAAGGGACUCAACUUGCCCACCUCCAUCACCAGCGCCGCAUUUACCCUGCGCACACAGUACAUGAAGUAUUUGUACCCGUACGAGUGCGAGCGUAAGGGCCUUAGCUCCCCGGGCGAGCUCCAGGCCGCCAUCGACAGCAACCGGCGCGAGGGCCGCCGCCCCAGCUACAGCAGCAGCCUCUUUCGCUUCUCGCCGUCGCCCAGCACCGCCCCUCACAUCCUCUCGCCUCCCAAGAUGCACCUCUCGGCCAUCGGGGCCGGCACCUCCGCGGCCCUCAACGGCCUGCAGUGUUCGCCGGGCUCAGUUCUGAAAAAAGAUGACCUGACUCCUUCCAUGAUGGCGGCCAGGCCUUCCAUGGCCCUGGCGCUGGGGCAGCAACAGGUGGCGGGCCUGGCACGCGCCGCCACGCUGGAGCAGCUCCGAGAAAAGCUGGAGACCACCGGGGGCGGCGUGGGAGAGGGCCCCGAAAGGAAGAUGGCGCGGCUGGCUGAAGAGCAGCAGCGUCUCAUGCAGCAAGCUUUUCAGCACAACCUGCUGGCCAUGGCCUCGCAGAUGCCCAUGAACCUGCGCCUCGGGGCCCCCGCCAUCACCCAUAGAGAGAAGCAGCAGGACAUGUCUCUGAGCAUCUCCACCAAUGGCAACGCCAGCAUCACUGUUUCUGUGGAGGUCAACGGCACAAUGUACUCAGGAACGCUCUUUGCGCAGAAGGCCGGAGGCUUGCUGGGGCCGUCAGUGUCGGCCGCCGCGGCCUCCACCAGCGCCGGCUUUGGCUACCCCGCACCCCCGAGACAGACCCUCAGCCCCACGUCCUCCUCCUCCUCCUCCAAGGGCCCCAGUUCGUCCGAGCCGGCCCCCAACGGGUCACCCUAACCGGUCCCUUAGUGAAGGGCGCCCAACAACGCGCCCUCGCUCGCCCACAUCCCGGCCCAGCAUGAAUAUUCUGUCCCGUGAGAAAGUUUAUAGACUGUUGCACAACAAAUACCUCAUAAAGCCUGUCCACCUCUUGGCUGUCCAAUCGUGAACACAAAAGCCCGAGAAUAAAACAUGACAACACAGCUAUGCAUUUCACACAGACACACACACACAUUCACACGCAGACACACACACACAUGAAGUCACACGCAAACUCAUGCUAGACACAAUCAGCGCAGCCAAAAACCCACUGACAGGUGACGCUACAACUGAACUUGAAUUUUUAUUUUUUUUAUUUUUUUUGCCAUUUUGUCAUCUUUAUUUUUGAUUUUGUGUUUUUAGAAUGAUUUUUGUUGUUGUUGUUGCUCUUUUUACAUACCUCAAAUCACCCAAGCUGCAGUGGUGUCUUUUUACCUCAGGAGCUUUACCGCAUUUAACCUCAAUUAUUUUCUAUGCUGUUUUUUUUUUCUCUCUCUCUCUUGGAGUAAGGUAUUUUUUUCUCGAGCGAAUAAUGGGACGCUGUAGAUCAGCACGGGUCAUUUAAAGGAAAAAAAAAAAAUACCUCACGGUCUUUCACGUUGAUGGGUGUGAGGGCUCACGCCGGAAAUGUGCGACAGAUGGAACGCUAACUCCCCAAUGUUGGACCAUCCUCAAAAUAGAAAAUGGCGUCCCUCUCUCAGGAAGUUGUGGAAAGGAAUCUAACAUGCUCCCCUAGACCUCGACAGAACUUGAAAAAAUACCUCAUGAGACUCUUUGAAGAGAGCCACACUGCAUAUACCUCAUAGGGCGGCCAUAAUGGAAGAAGCUGCUGCCCGCCCCCUCCCCCCCAGAAGUGUGAAAAGACAGACAAAAUGGCUGCUGCUUCUGCUGCUGUUUUUUUUUUUUUUUACAACACACACACCUCAUUACUCUUUUUUUUAAAUUUCAGUUGUAUCACUUUUUGAGGGUGGGGGGGGGCUUUUCCACGAUUAGACCUUGGCUAGGAAUGUGGUUAAGGGGGGGUUUCUUCAAUGCAUGCGUACAAUCACAUGAACUUGAAAUGAUUUUUAGCCUCUCUUUGUUGUUGCACAGCUACUAGAUACCAAAAAAAAAAAACACGGUCGCCGUUGGUUCUUAAUCUAACGUAAAAUGCUUACGUAGAUGCUUUACUUGAUUAUUUUCCCCCCCUCUCAACACAGUGAGGGCUCGGCUAUUGCCUGUGUAGAAAUGGAGAAAAAAAAGCGACCAAUAUGCAUAACAUAACGACAAAAUGGCCGCAUCAGAUUUGUAGCCAAACAUCAGUGUAGCUAGCAUCUGGUGUGCUGGAGAAAAUAACCGUGGGAUAAUUGCUUUCAACCGAAACGACGGGAGAAAGUGCAUUUCCGUAAACACGCUUUUCACUUAACAUUACGACGUCCCCUCAAUCUGCGUCGGUCGUUACGGAAUCCAAUGAGGUCAGGAAAGGGAAAAGAUGGAAACAUUUUAUGGAACAUAGGAGGGGAAACAAGUUUGAACUAUUGAAUACACGCUUCAGUUACGAGUCAAUUAUCUGGCCUGACUUCUUGGAGGUCCAAGCAUAUUUUGGGGUGAGGGGGCAGUGCCCCCAUCCCUCCCCUCUAGCUCCGCCAGUGUCUGAACCUCGGUGGACAUUCGAGUUGACUUUGUCCAACGUGGAACAAUUACAGCUCUAAUGUAAAAGGAGCUACAGACUGUAUUGAGUGCUUUAUGACAUGCCGUUUGAGCAUUUAUUCCUUUUCCUGUUCCAUUGUCUUAUUAGUGAGGAAGCGUACCUUAAGCUAAUUGCUCAUUAAGUGCAGGAUUCGGAAUUCUCCAAGUUUCCACAUUGAUAAUGCCCCACUGUGUCCUGCAGAGGGCAGCAUUUUCCAACAGAGACUUUGUGUAUUGUACUACUAGUGACCAUUGGCUAGACGCUGCCUUAAUUCUCAAGUCUGUAUCAAAUGAAUCUUUUUUUAUACAACACGCAGACGUUACAUGAGUUUGCUAUUUAUUUUUUUAAUUUUGUCUAACAAGUGAAUCUCAUAGGAACCACCCUUUUCGGCCUAAAAAUAUGUUCAGCGAGGUAUGGUAUGUAACAUACAUUAGCAUCUUCAGAUUUCAUGUGGUUCCACUUUGGUUAGCAGAAAGCACCCGGUUUGCCGACAAUCCUCCAAACAGUUGCUAUAGACAUCUUUUAUCCCGUUUUCUGCAAUUUUAACCCAAAAAACUUCCCAUUGGCUCACUUUCUGCAUGCUAAUGUAAACAUAAGGUUAGCAUAAGUAAUGCUGGUACAUGUCCUCUUUGCCGAUGCUACAAAAACACCCCCUUUUCUAUGUCUUGGGAUUUAGACUAACAAUUUUUCCUGCUCGAUGACUAUCUGGGUGCAAAUGUGCUGGCCUAAGUCCAGUUUGCUGACAAUCUCCCACAAACCCACGAGAAUCUCCCUGACCUUUGGGGAUUUUAACAAUCAGCUGCUCCUGUUAGCUGACUUUAAGUGUGCUAAUGUUUAAGUUAUAUUUGUUAGCGCUGGUGUACAUCCAAUUUGCUGACAAUCUUACAAAAGACGACUAGUGGGACCUAGUGUUAUCAAAAACGGGUGUGUGAACAAGUUCUGAUAAAUACCUCUGCCUCAUUACUAAUUACUGCUAAAGUAUGUGGACAAUCUUCUAAAACACUUCUAGCGUCUCUUGUACUUUAUCUAAAAUAUGAACUUGCAACCCUUCCCAGUAGUGACUUGCUAAUGUAUAAAUGACAAAGGCACAAGUGACGCCACUUUACGCUUUUCAUGCCUCGUCUGACUCCGCAAUACCAAAAAGAAAACACGCAAGGCUUUGUCAACCCUUAGCAAAUGCAAAUAUUGUAAUAUUUCUGAGGUCAUAUAAAAUGUGGUUUUUAAAAAAAUGUACCCCCUAACCACCUCCUUCACAACACAAUACCUCAAUGUGGCUAGCUAGCUAGCUAAACACAAAAGGUAAACAUCAAAGAAAGAAGCAGCUCCAUCACUUGGCUGAAUGCUACGUAAGAUUUGUGCUGUUGCAUUUUCCGAGUUUUGUUUAUUUUUGUCGUCAGUAACGCAGUCGAGUUCUGCGCGCAUAUGAAAGAAAAAAAAGAUAAGUAGGGCGAGUUAAUUGAGCUUUAAGAUUGUUUAAGGACUAACCUGAUCUUUGUUUAAAAAAUAAAAACAACAAAAAAUAUAUUAAAUGGAGAAAGAAAAAAAAGCAGGCGCAUUAUGCAAAAAUGGUUAUCAAAUACCUCAUUUAUCAAUUUUCUUUGAUGUCGUCUUUGGCUUGUACAAUGCUCCGUAUAUUCAUUCAACUGUGGGGUUUGUGCAUAUUUUUGUACUGUUAUUAUUACACGGACAUGAUGAUGAUGAUGAUGAUAUGACUUCUAUAUAUAAAUAUAUUAUAGUUUUUUUCUCUUUGAUUCAAACAACAACAAGGAAAAAAGAAGAACGUGGACAAAACGGUGGUGAAUGCUUGUUAAAACGUUUGUUUUUUGUGCUGAUUGUAUUUAAGAGGAGCACUUUUUGGCAAAGUGGUUUUCACACAUUCACUUUUGUUCAUAUGAUUAGUAAUAUAAAGACGUGGUUCUCAGGGCUUUAAACUUGUAUGUCAUGAUAAAGUUUUACUUUAUAUCUUA